Messenger RNA from Perca flavescens (yellow perch), 1736 nucleotides. Its product is annotated as tensin-4. The transcript has 11 exons. Gene Ontology annotation, cellular component: focal adhesion. The coding region runs from base 108 to 1736 and encodes 542 amino acids. The record is from RefSeq and is a predicted model, not a curated record. Lineage: Eukaryota; Metazoa; Chordata; Actinopteri; Perciformes; Percidae. Gene Ontology annotation, molecular function: protein binding.
CAAAGUAAAACAGUGGCCAGUCUGAGAGGAAAACAACCUUACAGCUGCAGAAUUUUCACCAGAAGAAAACAAACAAGUAGUCCCAGAAGACUGAGAGCUCUCCUAAAAUGAUGCCUACAGCUAAAGGCAUGUCCCGAAUGAUACCCACUCACGUUCUGAGAGUGGGUCAAACUGUCCGCCUGGACUCGGCGAAUGAGACAGUCAACCAACAUCCCAGUGUCACGGAGCUCGGCGGUAACAAUGGUGACUCUGAUCUCGAUAUUUCAAUGGAUAAUCUCAACCAGCUCAUCCUAGAACUGGAUCCAACAUUUAAACCAUUUGAAGUCAACAGGAGUCCCUCGUGCAUCAGGCCUCCAACAGACGACUCAGAUGAAGAUGUCUCCCACUGCGUGUUGGUCCCUCGAGGUUGUUCUCCCUGCUCCCUGCCCACCUUGGUCCCAUCCGUGUCACCCAGUAUACCCAUCCCUACACACGGCAGUGCCAGCUGCAGUCCCCAUGGCUCACUGGUGUUCUCCAGCUCCCCUACAUCCUCCCUGCCUCCGCUGCCAUUUGGAAGUGCACCCAGACGAAAUCCUUCACAUAGACAUGACGCAACCUUUUCCCAAGGGUCCCUGCGCUUGUCACACUCAAACAGAAACAGCGCUGUCUCGCUCCUCUCCAUGUCAACAUGCUCAGACACCAGCUACAUCCUUGGCAGCAACCUGUCCCUGGCCAGUGAAGACGCUGACUCUCCAGAGUCCAUCCUCACUCGCAUGUCCAGCUCCUUCAGUGAUGGGUCCGGAACGAGGCCAUUUCAUGACGGGCACAGCCCAGACAAGCCCCCACUGUUAAGGCGAGGACAUCUACAGGAGCAUCACGGCAAAGGAGCGCAGAGCAGUCCGUCUUCGCUCUCUGGGUCUUUCAACGAUAUUCCUGUACUGCUCAUCAACGGUGAACCACAGCCGGAUCUGCACAUCCAGUCUCCUGGAACAGAAAUGGACUUGAUACAGACCACCCAUGUGUCCAACUCAAAGCCAUUUUCUCCUCACAGUUUCCAAGCCCAUUUUAAUGGCAGCCAGCCCUCAAUGAAGUUUGUCAUGGACACUUCAAAGUUUUGGUUCCGUCCACAUAUCAACAGAGCAGAAGCUGAAGCUCUGGUAAAGGAUAAGGAGGCAGGGACAUUUGUGGUGAGAGACAGCACCUCCUACAAAGGCAGUUUUGGCCUGGCUAUGAAGGUGGACCAAAUGGCCGCCAACUUCACUGCUACCACCUACCCAGGAGAGAGCAGUUCAGAUCUUGUCAGACACUUCCUUAUUGAAUCAUCCGCUAAGGGCGUGCGCAUCAAAGGCUCUUCUCAGGAACCAUACUUUGGUAGUCUCUCUGCCCUGGUUUACCAGCACACUAUUUCUGCUUAUGCUUUACCCUGCAAGUUACUACUCCACUCCCAAGAUCUGGGCGCAGCGGAAGAGAGGGCAAAUAGCAAACCAGCAUCAGAUGACAAGACUAGAACAGCUUGCAAUUUCGUCUACCUGAAUGCUGUCCCCACUGAGACGCUGACGGGCCCUUGUGCGGUGCAGAAGGCGGUGUCCUCUACAUUUGCGAAGGCCCCGGGUUCCUUCACACCAACCAUAAUCAACCUGAAGGUGUCUUUAAAGGGUGUCACACUGACAGAUAUCAACAGGAAGCUCUUCUUCAGACGCCAUUACCCCACUCACCUGCUUAGCUACAGUGGUGAAGAUCCAGACAAUCGACUGUGA